Messenger RNA from Gossypium raimondii (Peruvian cotton), 1170 nucleotides. RefSeq lists its product as uncharacterized. The transcript has a single exon. The record is from RefSeq and is a predicted model, not a curated record. NCBI's taxonomy places the organism in Eukaryota, Viridiplantae, Streptophyta, Magnoliopsida, Malvales, Malvaceae. The coding region runs from base 1 to 1170 and encodes 389 amino acids. Gene Ontology annotation, molecular function: nucleic acid binding; RNA-DNA hybrid ribonuclease activity.
AUGGAGUCAACCGCUCUGAAUGGAAGAGUGGCCCGAUGGCAAAUUCUUCUAUCUGAAUUUGACAUAGUUUAUGUGAACCAGAAGGCGGUCAAAGGAAGCGUAAUAGCGAAAUUCCUAGCAAGUAGAGCUCUGGAAGAUUAUGAGCCACUGAACUUCGAUUUCCCAAAUGAGGAUUUGAUGUAUGUUGCAACUAUAGAAAGAGAUUUCCAAGAAGGUGGUCCUUGGAAGUUUAGUUUUGACGGAGCUUCAAAUGCUAUAGGCAACAGAAUUGGGGCAGUACUCGUGUCUCCUAGUGGAGAUUAUUAUCCUUUCACUAGCAAAUUGGACUUUGAUUGCACAAAUAACAUGGCUGAGUAUGAAGCUUGCGUUAUGGGCAUCCGGGCAGCUAUAGAACGGAAAAUUAAAGUGCUAGAGGUAUACGGGGACUCUGCAUUAGUAAUUUACCAGCUCAAAGGGGAAUGGGAAACAAGAGACCCGAAGUUAGUUCGCUAUCGAAAAUUGGUUCUAGAAUUGAUUGAGGAAUUUGAUAGUGUCACCUUUAGCUAUCUCCCACGAGAUGAGAACCAGAUGGCAGAUGCUUUGGCCACCCUAGCUUCUAUGUUCAAAGUGAACAAACUAGAGGAUGUGAAGCCUAUCCAGAUCAGCAUCUAUGAGGCUCCAGCCCAUUGUUGUAACAUUGACAAUGAAGAGGAAAAUGAUGAUCACCCAUGGUAUCACAACAUAUUGCGAUAUGUGAAAAGUCGUGAGUACCCUGACCAUGCGAAGGAAAAUGAUAAGAAGACAUUAAGGAGGUUAGCCCUUGACUAUGUCCUAGAUGUGGAAAUUUUGUAUAAAAAGGGAAUAGAUCAAGUAUUGUUGAGGUGUGUGGAUGCUGUCGAGGCAAAGAAAAUUUUGGAAGAAGUGCAUGAAGGUAUCUGCGGAACGCAUGCCAAUGGCUUCACGAUGGCCAGACAAAUUAUGAGAUUUGGGUACUAUUGGUCCACCAUAGAAGAGGAUUGCAUUAAUUAUGCCAAAAGGUGCCAUAAAUGUCAAAUUUAUAGUGACAAAAUGCACGCACCACCUUCACCCCUUCAUGUUAUGGUUUCUCUAUGGCCUUUCUCCAUUGGGGAAUGGACGUUAUCGGGCCAAUAUCUCCAAAAGCUUCUAAUGGGCAUCGUUUUAUCUUUAUAG